Kluyveromyces marxianus DMKU3-1042 is the source of this 1305-nucleotide messenger RNA. It is a transcript of the gene BNA3, whose product is annotated as kynurenine--oxoglutarate transaminase. Lineage: Eukaryota; Fungi; Ascomycota; Saccharomycetes; Saccharomycetales; Saccharomycetaceae. The transcript has a single exon. Gene Ontology annotation, cellular component: cytoplasm; mitochondrion. Gene Ontology annotation, molecular function: L-kynurenine:2-oxoglutarate transaminase activity; pyridoxal phosphate binding. The record is from RefSeq and is a predicted model, not a curated record. The coding region runs from base 1 to 1305 and encodes 434 amino acids. Gene Ontology annotation, biological process: biosynthetic process.
AUGACACAACAAUCGAAGGUUGCCGGCAUUCGUGCCAACAGAGCGUUUAUGGGCAACGUUCCAAAGGACGUGUGGACAUUGACCAACGAAGCUGCGCAUGUGGCUUCAGAAAAUGAGAAGAACCGUGGUAGAGCGAUCUUGAAUCUUGGUCAAGGUUUUUUCUCAUACUCGCCUCCAAAGUUUGCCAUUGAUCAAGUCGUGGAAGCUCUUAAGGUUCCAUUGAACAAUCAAUACUCACCAACUCGUGGUAGACCAGCUCUCUUGACAGCUUUAUCAAACUUUUACUCGCCAAUUUACGGGGAACCCCUUAAUGCGAACAAUGUUACCAUCACCACUGGUGCAAACGAGGGUAUUCUUUCGUGCCUUGUUGGUUUGCUAAAUCCCGGCGAUGAAGUGAUUGUGUUUGAGCCCUUCUUCGAUCAGUAUAUCUCUAAUAUCGAAAUUCCUGGUGGAAAAGUCCGUUACGUUCCAUUGGUAGCCCCUAAGGAAUUGAGCGAGAGAGUCACCACCGGUGAUGAUUGGAAGAUAGACUGGGAUAUUUUGAACAACACCAUUAACGAAAAGACAAAAGCAGUGAUCCUAAACACGCCUCAUAAUCCUAUUGGUAAGGUCUUCACCCGUGAAGAACUUACACAACUAGGAGAGAUUUGUGUUAAAAACAAUAUUUACAUAAUUAGUGAUGAGGUUUACGAGCACUUGUAUUUCGGCAAGGAAUUUGUACGUAUUGCAACUCUCUCUAAGGAGAUUGGAGAUCUGACUUUGACAGUUGGUAGUGCCGGGAAAAGUUUUGCGGCCACGGGUUGGAGAAUUGGCUGGGUAGUGUCAAGAAAUGCAGAACUAUUAAGCUACGCCUCCAAGGCACACACCAGAAUAUGCUUCAGUUCUCCAUCGCCGUUCCAAGAGGCAUGCGCACAUUCCAUUGAAAUUGGAUUGAAAAAUGGAUAUUUCAAGGCUAUGCGAGAGGAGUACAAAGAGAAGUUUGCUAUUUUAACUAGCGUUUUUGACGAAUUAGGCUUACCUUACACCAAACCAGACGGUACAUACUUUGUUUGCGUCGACUUCAGUAAGGUUAAGAUUCCCGCGGACUAUCCAUUCCCACAAGAAUUGAACAAUAGAGCUAAGGACUUUAGACUUUCGUACUGGUUAGUGAAUGAAUUAGGUGUCGUAGCAAUUCCUCCAACUGAAUUUUAUAUCAAGGAGCAUGAGAAAGCCGCUGAAAAUUUACUCAGAUUUGCUGUCUGUAAAGAUAACGACUACUUGAGAAAAUCUGUAGAAAGAUUAAGACUACUCAAGGAUUAUCUAUAA